Messenger RNA from Lampris incognitus (smalleye Pacific opah), 507 nucleotides. RefSeq names its product desumoylating isopeptidase 1a (gene desi1a). Gene Ontology annotation, biological process: protein modification by small protein removal. Lineage: Eukaryota; Metazoa; Chordata; Actinopteri; Lampriformes; Lampridae. The record is from RefSeq and is a predicted model, not a curated record. Gene Ontology annotation, molecular function: peptidase activity. The transcript has 6 exons. Bases 1 to 507 code for a protein of 168 amino acids.
AUGGAUAAGAACACCGUGCGAUACAGCGUGCAGCUGUACAUCUAUGACCUGUCCAGGGGAAUGGCUCGCAGUCUCAGUCCAAUUAUGCUAGGGAAGCAACUGGAUGGUAUUUGGCACACGGCCAUAGUGGUGUAUGGAGAUGAGUUCUUCUUUGGCGGGGUGGGGAUCUCCAGCUGUUCACCGGGUGGGACAAUGCUUGGUCCUCCUGAUACAGUGGUGGAGCUAGGGGAGACAGAGGUGUCAGAGGAGAUCUUCAUGGAUUAUCUCUCCUCCCUGGGAGAAAGCGCAUACAGAGGUGACAGGUAUCGGCUGUUUGAGCACAACUGCAACACAUUCACCAACGAGGUGGCUCAGUUCCUCACAGGCAGGCCUAUCCCCUCCUACAUCACCGACCUUCCAUCCGAAGUCCUUUCCACCCCAUUUGGUCAGAUACUACGCCCAAUCCUAGACUCCAUCCACAUCGCCCCUCCUGGAGGUAACGUCAUCAACGGGGGACGCCACAACUAA